Molecule: messenger RNA, 6082 nt
Organism: Lytechinus variegatus (green sea urchin)
Lineage: Eukaryota; Metazoa; Echinodermata; Echinoidea; Temnopleuroida; Toxopneustidae
Exons: 18
Coding region: 504-4784 (1426 amino acids)
Biological process (GO): nuclear envelope organization
Cellular component (GO): nuclear envelope; meiotic nuclear membrane microtubule tethering complex
Molecular function (GO): protein-membrane adaptor activity
Source: RefSeq, a predicted model, not a curated record
CCAAUUGAAGUAAUGCAUUAAUGCAGGACAACUCGAACGGACUGAGCCAAAUCUAGAAAAAAAUAAAUACAUUUGGUCGACUGAAAAUAGAUGUAAAUGCUCGAAAAAGGAGAUGUUAUAUUUCUACUUCGCUGGCGCGUAUUUUCGGUAACUGGAGUUAACCAAACUGUUCUACAGGAAGCUAUAUUAUACUAGCAGAACUCGAAGGUGUUCGUUUCAAAUUUCUCCUAGUUCGUCGUCCACCCUUCCUCCACCGGGGCAGACCCGGCGUGCUUGAUAGGUUAUCUACGUUGAGCUGAAUAGAAUCGGGCGCGGGACUGCCGUAGUUGUGAAGGCGGAUCAUCACACUCACAGUCAGCACUGUCUCCUUGUUGUUUAUGUUAAUAUUUCAGUUCAUUUCUGUAACUGCCAACUGGGAGCAGUGUGUGUAUGUAUCAAUUUAACUUCAUAUCAUAUCGUCCACCCUGUUUGUGAGAAAGACUGAGCGGAGGGAGACAGAAAAAAUGAAGCACAAAAACAAAUCGACGGCAACGCCAGAAAAAUCAGCAAGGCAGUCAGCGCCAGAGAGCCCCUUUCUUCCUCAAAAGAAGAUAAAUGACAGCCCCCAGCUGAGGUUCAAGAAGCCUGAGGAGACAGAACAGUGGUUGUUAUCAAGGGAGAAGACGGACUACACAUACUCAAGGAGUGCAAGUUACUCAUCGUCGUUAAGCCAAACUGGGUCCUUGCGAAGGCUGGCCAACUCUUACGAGACUCCAAUCAUGUCUAGGAAUGGUCAAGACGAAAGUGAGCUCCUACCCCAGACACCGCACUCAACUCAACCAAGUCACAGAUACGCAACAAGAUCAUCUGCAAGACGAAGCAAUAGACUGGCUGGACAACAUGAAGGACAAUAUGAGAAUACGCCAACACGUGGAAGAUCAAAAUCGAGGACAAGGCGGGUCCCGAAGACCGCAAUGCAUAUGUUUUCUGACGAGAUGCAGGAUAGUAAUGUAAAUGGAGAGGCUUAUAGCAGUAUUCAUGAAACAAGUAUUUCAGAUCGCUCUGGUGUGGUAUCGGACACUAGUCAUAGGGGAAUGAUGACACGGAACAAUCAGAAGAACAGGAGCUUGCAAAUGUAUGGUCUGGAUGGUAAUGAGAGUGACUAUUCUGAAAGUGAUAUUAUCUCAGGUGGUACAAGCACAACUACCAUCACCACCAUCACAACAACCACGUCUACAACUUGGCUGCAGCAGCAAGGAAACCAUUACCACAAGCAAACAGGGGUCUUCCCAGUGUUCAUGAGUUCACUUAUCUCGGUAUUAGUUGUCAUAGAAACUAUCGUGAGAACAGUGGUUUCCAAGACAAUUACAGUCGUCAAGUCAUCGUCAUCAAGCUUUAGGUCAAAGCUGUCAUCAGCAGGGUAUUCAUUAUGGGAUCUGUUGCUGUGGUUAUUGUCAUGUUUGUGGAUGUUAGGACGAAAGAUAGCCGGGGCAUCCAGGUCAUUAUGGUAUAAUCCUUGGUUCUACAGCUUUAGAAGGGCACCCAUCACCACCUUGCAGCAUGGUCCACAGUAUCGCACUGAGAGUGAGAUGUAUGCAACAGGUGGUGAUUACACAGAAACAACUACCACCACUACCACAACUAUAUUGGAAGAAGAAGAGAGAAGGAGAAGGGGUAUCCCAUUAUGUUGCUUUUGUCUUCCUUUACUGCUUUUUCUGUUUGUCGCAUCGGCAGCCACCAGCAGAUACUUCUUCUUACCGCUAAUAGCAAGAAAUGAAACCAAUGAAACAAAGGGAGAGUCCUCUCUACAUCCAAUCAACCAGCAAUUCAUCUCCUUACAAGAGAGGAUCAAUUAUUGGUUCACCCCAUCCUCGAAUCCUGACCAAGAGCCGCCAAACCAAGGAGCUUUUGUUGCUAUGGCAGGGGUAGAAGGAUGUAUCAAGUGCCUAAAACAAGAUCAGUUGAUGGGUUGGAUUAAUUCAGCUGUACAGAGAGAGGUCGGAGAGCUUCGCAUGCAGCUUAAUAGCCAGAAAGAUCAAAUUGUUCUACUUCAAGAGCUUCGAGGCAGGCAAUCUAAGGAGAUUCAAGCCCUUCAAACACAACUCACCGAUACUAUAGCAAUCAACUCGGCUUCUACACCAAACAAAGCCACAAUAGAUCUCAUUAGCUCAUUGGAAUCACAGAUUUCAGAUCUAAAAGCUGGUGUACGGAUGUUACAACUCAAGGUUGACUCUGCUGCUACUGAGCAGACAGACAACUUGUCCCCUGCGACAGUAAGUCUACGCAAAGACUUCACAACUUUAACAGGCAGCUUAGCGGAACUCAGAGGAUCCUUGCAGCGAUUACAUGCCAAGUGUUUAGCAGAUGCUGAACUGGCAAAGUCAUCAAAUCGUCAAUGCAGAGGCGAUAUCAGUUCGCUGAAUGCCAACAUGCUCACACUCUCUCAGAAAAUUGCUGAAGUCCAAAGCCUUGAACUGACUUUAGUACAAGUUAAGAGAGAGAUGGAAACCUUCUCGCAAACUGAUGGCCACCAUUCCAUGCAGCUCUCGUCAGUGGUAGAAAAUAUUAACUCUGUAGAAGCAAGUCUUACAGCGAUCCGCAAGGAAAUGCGUGACAUUGAGCUUAAUGCAACAGACGCUGCAUCACACAGUGGGACGUCUGCAAGUCAUCUGUCCGCUUUGUAUGAGGACAUGUCAGUGCUGAAGCAGGAUAUGACAGAUAUGAAGAUGAAACAUGUUGGUUAUGAAGGUUCUAUAGAAGGUCUUGCCAACAAGCAUACAUCUCUGUUGAAUGCUGCAAAGGUAACAGAGACUGAUCUCUCUGAGCUGAGAACAGCAGUCAACCAACUGAUGUCUACUGAUAUGAACAGUAUUUUGGAACGGUUGAGUCAGCUCCAAACUAGACUGAAUGGGCUUGAGAAAGACAGUAGCCAGCUACAGCUCAAUUUGAACACAUUGCAGGCAUCUAGAACAGUGGUCCAAGGUGAAAAAGAUUCAACAGUCAAUACAGAGGCCGUCAACAUCCUCCAGGCAAAUCUCAAUAAACUUGGCUCUCAGUUUGCCAGUUUGCAAACUGACAUUGCCAGCAUCCAACUUAAGGUCACAGAACUGAAAACAUCUAUGUCGCAAACUACUCAGACAGCAGAUAUCCACUCUGCUAAGCUGUUAGCAUUGAGCAAGAGCAUGAGUGCCUUAGAGAAAAGUUUGAAUGGAUCGGUGGUGAUGCUUUCAGAAGCUGAAGGUGCUUCUCAUUCCUUGAUCAGCAUUAGGGACAUGAACGUCCUCAAAGAAGAAAUGGAUGCAGUUCAUGUGGCCAUUGGCAAACUUAAGAAUGAUCUUGCAGGAGAGACCGCUUCAGGUAUCACCAUCAUCAAAUCUGAAUUAACCUCAUUGUCAAGUCAGCUAGAACAUCUUGAAGGUAGACUUGAAGAAGUCAAACUUGAGGCAUCAUUGGCUAACCUUGAUGGAGCCGUUAAAGAUGUAACACAGGGCCAGGUCAGUCUACAGGAUGAUGUCGUUAGACUUCAGUUCAACACAGACUUGAUCAAAAAGCAGACCUCAAGAGCCAAUGGUGAUGCUAUCCAACUGAGUGUGCUAGAAACUAGACUGAAUGACCUUGCCACAUCAAUUCAAGUCUUGCAGAGUAGCGGGUCAUCUGCUGCUGGCGCUGCCACAGGAAGCACCUGUUCACAGAACACAGAUUUCAUGAAGGGAGAUAUCAUUGCCUUACGUCAGACCCUUAGUGAUAUCAAUGCCAUCUUGUUUGCGCCAGACAGCUCUGACAAAUCCACAUCUACCUUCCUAGCUUCCAUCCAGGAUAGACUUGGUGCACUUGAUGCUGCUUUGGCAGCUCUGAAGAUCUCUCAAGAUUCAAGGAGUGAUGAUCUUGCAGCUGCUGUUGCAGGACUGCAGAUGGAGAUGGACAAACUGGGGCUUGGACUGGAGAGACUUGAUGCUGCCCAAAAAGAGAGCAGUGGGGGUAUCGGUGUUGCUGCUGGAUUAGCAGGUGCUUCCCUAGGAGGGGCUGCUUAUGAUGAUGAUAUCUCUAAGCUCAAGGCGAAUGUAUCUCAGCUACAGCAGCAGUAUGCCCAUCUAGAAGUAGAUGUCAUCAACUGCUGUAAGAACAAGACAGGGGCAGCUGGAAUGCCAUGGUUCUUUCCCUUCAUAUCGACCGGUGGAAGCGGAGAAGCAGGAGGUACGGCUGCUGCUGGAGGGAGCUUGGAUGAAGCACGUGUGAAGAGCAUCGUUAUCGACGCAUUGGACAUGUACAACGCUGAUAAAACUGGAAUGGUAGACUAUGCUCUGGAGUCUGCCGGAGGAAGCAUCAUCAGCAUCAGGUGCUCGGAGACCUACGCCUUCAAGACCGCCCUCUUUAGUCUGUUUGGGAUACCUCUGUGGUAUCUGAGUAAUUCACCAAGGACAGUCAUUCAGCCUGAUGUACAUCCAGGUAACUGUUGGGCUUUCAAAGGGACACAAGGCUAUAUUGUAAUCCAGUUAGCAAGUACCAUUAAACCUACAGCAUUCUCCAUGGAACACAUCCCUAAAGCCUUAGAUCCUGCUGGAGUCAUUGAUAGUGCUCCAAAGAACUUUACUGUUUGGGGAUUACGUGACGAGUAUGAUCAUGAUGGCUAUCUACUCGGAUCUUAUGUGUAUGACGUUGAUGGCAGUCCUCUUCAGUUCUUCCCUGUGCAGAACAAAGACUCGGGCCCAAUACCAUUCAUCGAGCUGAAGAUAGGGAGUAACCAUGGCAACAUGGAGUAUACAUGUUUGUAUCGAUUCAGAGUACAUGGUGUGCUUCACAGAUGAUAAUGUCUCCGCCUCAGUUACAUCCCAUCUUCCAUUCUGAUUGUUUUUCAUCCAUGACAUAAUCCACAUCAGUGUGUUGAAUGUCAUCUCCACAUUUAUGUUAUGUAAUCAAGUAUUCGCCAACUUCCAAGAAGUUUUGUAGACAUGUGUAGGUCAGGAAUACAUGUAUAUUAAUGAAAAAGUGGAACAAAAUGUAAUGUCUAUGCAGGAGGAAAAAAGACCCCAGCAAAUCAAACAGACAGUAAAGAAGGAAGUCUUGCCAAUUAUUUUUUAUAUGUGUACAUCAAAGUGAAGUCUAGGAGGACCUUGUUUUACAAAGAGUUUUAAUUGAUCUGAUCAAUCUCAAUUUUGGAAAACUACUUAAUAAUGAAAUCAGUGACACUGUCAUCUCUUGAGAUCACUAAUUGGUUGAACCCUUGUAUUCUAGAUGAUGAAUGAUGGUGUUAUUGGCUUUCCAUAUUUGAGAUAGAUUUGAAUUUGUCAACACAGACAGGUCCAUUGUAAAUCACAUAUACCACCGAUGUGCUGUGGUUCAAAUAAGGUAUACUGUAAAUUGAUACCUUGUUGAAAAUCCAUUUCUCGAGCCUCAAAGAAUGUACUUUUUCACUGCAGUUGUCCGUAGUAACUACAUACUUGGUUCUCACAAUUUCAGUCAGUGGUUUUGUUUUGGCUGAGAUGCACAUGGAAGUGUUUCAUGAAAAGUGUUGUCAGUAAAUUCUGUUUUUUUUUUUUUUUAAUUAAUAUUGUCUUUUUAUUAUGUUUUGGGGAUCCAGCCUUACAGGUUUUUUAUAACCUUCAUGGAAAGCCACGCAAUUUAUUUUAUUAUCUAAUCACAUUAUUUGAUGUUUCUUUGUAUUUUUAUCCUAUUUUGCGAAAUAAAGAUUUAAUUGAAUUGAAGUUUCACUGAUGUUAUAAGUUUCUAGAAAUCCUUGCAUCUUAUUGGCUGAGUGCGAAUUAAUCUGUGAAAACUGAGACAAAACUCUUCAUGAAGCACUCCUGUGGUUGGAGAAAAGACAACUCAUCAAUGUGGACUGUCUUCAUGAAACUGUGCCCUGAAUACAUGGUAAAUAAUUGGUAAGAAAUUGAAAAUUUGAAAAAAAAAAAAUGUAUUCUAUGAAGAACUUCAUCUAAAAAUUCAAAUCGCUCGAUACUCAAAUGGUGUGUAAUCACACUCUGUGCCUCCCAUGUAACUUCACUGUAGUCAGUAGCGGACCGUGACCCAGAGGAGACAAUUGAUUGGAAGGGCACUCACUGUAUUGUUUGUGAACAAUGCUGUGCCCCUCCAAUGCUUUGUCUCC